Cydia amplana is the source of this 1128-nucleotide messenger RNA. RefSeq names its product very long chain fatty acid elongase 7 (gene sit). The record is from RefSeq and is a predicted model, not a curated record. The coding region runs from base 222 to 1127 and encodes 301 amino acids. The transcript has 7 exons. Gene Ontology annotation, cellular component: endoplasmic reticulum membrane. Gene Ontology annotation, biological process: fatty acid elongation, polyunsaturated fatty acid; very long-chain fatty acid biosynthetic process; fatty acid elongation, saturated fatty acid. NCBI's taxonomy places the organism in Eukaryota, Metazoa, Arthropoda, Insecta, Lepidoptera, Tortricidae. Gene Ontology annotation, molecular function: fatty acid elongase activity.
GAAAACAGUCGCUCUCCGUCGGCCGAGAGGGCCGGGCGUCAUUCGAAAUUCAAAAUUAAACUUUGUAUUCGAAAUUCGAAACUUCGAGUUCGAGCCGCGAGUGUUUUGUUUUCAGUGCUUCGAAGUGUUUGUUUUCGAGAAGGAGGCAAAGAGUUCAGCUAGUUCGUGCCAUCAAAAAAUGCGGGCCUGUUCAACGUGACAGUUCAAAAGGAACCACCAAGAUGUCGUUCAAACAGCUCACAAACAACACUAUCGCUAAGGUCUACAACCAUCUGUUUGUGGAACUAGCAGAUCCUCGCACCAACGACUGGUUCCUCAUCAGCAGCCCGAUCCCCGGGCUGACCAUCCUCUACCUGUACCUGAAGUUCGUGCGGACAUGGGGCCCUCGCUACAUGGCCGACAAGCCGCCCUUCCAGUUCCAGAAGACCCUGAUCGUCUACAAUUUCUUGCAGGUGCUUGUUAGCUGCUGGCUGUUCCAUGAGGGGCUAGAUGCGGGCUGGCUUCGGACAUACAGUUGGAAAUGCCAACCCGUCGACUUCUCAGAUAGCCCGGAAGCGAUGCGAGUGGCCCGAGGAGUCUACGUGUACUUCCUCGCGAAGAUGUCGGAGCUCCUGGACACGGUGUUCUUCGUGCUCCGCAAGAAGGACCGCCAGAUCACCUUCCUCCACAUGUACCACCACACCGUCAUGCCCAUGAUAUCCUGGGGAGCGACUAAAUAUUACCCUGGCGGGCACGGCACGCUCAUCGGCGUGAUCAACUCGUUCGUGCACAUCAUCAUGUACUCGUACUACAUGCUCGCCGCCAUGGGGCCCAAGUACCAGCGGCUGUGCUGGUGGAAGUCCUACAUUACUACUUUACAAAUGGUCCAGUUCUGCAUAGCAUUCCUCCACUCCUCCCAACUGCUGUUCUACGACUGCGGCUACCCUCGCUGGUCCGUUGUCUUUACUCUUCCCAACUCCAUCUUCUUCUACUACCUCUUCUGGGACUUCUACGACAAAGCCUACAAGAAACCAGAUGCCAAAGGUGCUAAAUCUAACGGCCGAUUGAAAGAAAAUGGCGUCAAAGGUCAUAAAAAAAUUGAAAGCAACGGGAUUAAGGACAGGAGUAAUGAUAAGAAAGUGAAGUGAA